Molecule: messenger RNA, 1280 nt
Organism: Scophthalmus maximus (turbot)
Lineage: Eukaryota; Metazoa; Chordata; Actinopteri; Pleuronectiformes; Scophthalmidae
Gene: snx3
Product: sorting nexin 3
Exons: 4
Coding region: 49-537 (162 amino acids)
Biological process (GO): endocytic recycling; late endosome to Golgi transport
Cellular component (GO): retromer complex; early endosome membrane
Molecular function (GO): phosphatidylinositol-3-phosphate binding
Source: RefSeq, a predicted model, not a curated record
UCUGGCUAGCUUAACGCUAACCCUAGCUGCUAGAAGGACAGGGGAGACAUGGCUGAUACCAUAGCUGACACAAGAAGGCUCUUCACCAAGCCGCAGAACUUAAAUGACGCGUACGGACCCCCCAGUAAUUUUCUAGAGAUCGAUGUGAGCAACCCCGAGACCGUCGGGGUCGGCAGGGGCAGAUUUACAACGUAUGAAGUCAGACUGAAGACUAACCUACCCAUCUUUAAGCUGAAGGAGUCUUCAGUGCGGAGGCGGUACAGUGACUUUGAGUGGCUCAGAGGGGAGCUGGAGAGGGAGAGCAAGGUGGUCGUCCCUCCUCUCCCAGGAAAAGCUCUCUUCCGGCAGCUUCCGUUUCGAGGGGACAGUGGAAUAUUCGAUGACUCUUUCAUCGAGGAGCGACGACAGGGUCUGGAGCAGUUUCUCAACAAAGUGGCCGGUCACCCCCUAGCCCAGAACGAACGAUGCCUGCACAUGUUUCUACAGGAUGAGUCUGUGGACAAGACCUACACCCCAUCCAAAAUCCGACAAGCCUGAAAAAGAAAAAAGAAAAAAAAGAUGGCUCUGCUCGGCCUGGUCCGGUCUGGCUCGACCCCGCCUGGCCUGACAACCCAAAGCUCUCUUCACUGCUCCAGGUUUCUCUCAGACAAUAAACAUUUAAAAGAUGACUUCCCCUCCUCUCCUCGCGUCCCCCCCCUGCCAAAAUAUUUCACUGCCUCUUUUAGUUUAAUUAGUCACCCUGAUCGGUGUUUGUUUUCACUUUCUAAUUGGAGUCAAGAAUGUUCUACAUUUAACUGUGGUUUAAAGUAAUUUGAAGUAAUUUCUCUUCAUGUCUGGAAAUGCCACUAACAUGAAUAUACUAUGUAUUUAUCAUUUAGCUAUAUGUCUUGAAUAUAUUCAUUUAUAUCGUAACAUUGAAUAAGACGUCUUUGUACGCGAAGCUCUUGUAAAGACCCACAUUUCCCAUCUAUAUACGUCCACUACACCAUAACUAGCAACGAAACACACACACACACACAUAUUCGAUGGGCCUUGACUUUGAAAUCACACUUACUUGAUCUUCUCUUCAAAAGGAAGCACGUGUGUGUUUGUGUGUGCGUAUGUGCAUGUGUGUUAACCAGCACCUGCCCAGUUAUCACAGUGAUUUUCUAGCAGGAAAGACGUAAUUUACACAGAGGGAACUGCAGUAUUUCUACAGGCUAUAUACAUUUUGAGAUUUGUAUACUGCUGUGCCAUUUUUGUUUAUUUUGAAGAUUUUCCAAUAAAAUAGGUGAAACGUC